UGUUUUUUAUAGGCCUCCCACUCCCAUAGGGGGAGCUGAAUUCAACAAACCACAAGCUAGCCUGUCCUUAAUUAUCAGGUUCAACAAACCACUUGACUUUUGUUUGGUAAAACAACUUGUGAUUCGCAAACAAGAAAUAAUGCGAUGUUCUUUAAAACUUAAUGAUUGAGAUGUGAUUGCUAAAAUAACUGGCAAGUGGUAAUCCUAGACCAUUUUACCGUGUUGUCGAACGAGUCAAGUCGUUGUGUACGUAUGCAAAUGAUAAACUAACUUGGUUUCCAUCCAUGAAUAGUUGAAGUGGUACAUUGACUUCCAGCUGCCUUAAGUACUUGCCAUCUCGACACAACAUUACUGUGAAGCUAUCUUCAUCUUUCGACUACCCGGUGCUAUUGUAAAAGGCACAGAUGGACGAACGCCUCCUGAAAGCAGCGACUGAUGGUGAUUCCACGUCCAUGAAGCACUAUGCUUGUCGUAAUCCAGGCAUCCUUCUCGGAAAGACUUUGCGGAUGAACACUUGCCUUCACAUAUCCUCCAUCCAUGGUCACCAGAGAUUCUCCGCGGAUGUGGUGGCACUGGAGGAGUCUCUCCUCACCGCUGUAAACUUAGAUUGGGAGACGCCACUUCUUGCGGCGGUGAGAAAUGGUCACGUCUCUUUGGCUUCUUUUUUACUCGGAAGCUGCCAUCAGCUAGGAAUGGGGCAAGCAAUCUUAAAGCAAGACAAAUAUGGAUUUAACGCACUACACCAUGCCAUUCGCAAUGGCCAUGAGGAGCUUGCGCUGGAGUUGAUUACAGCAGAGCCUUCUCUGUCGCGAGCUGUGAGCGAAUGCAACGAGUCACCCAUGUUCUUCGCCUUGACAAGGAAUUUUACGCGUGUGUAUGAGCAGCUAGUUCAAGAUCCUCUUUCUUCUUAUACGGGAGGACUACACGAUCGCAAUUGCCUACAUGCUGCAGUCAGAAAUGGGAAUCCAGAAAUGGCAAAGCAUAUUCUGAGAAACUAUCCUGGACUAAUGAUCACUGAAGACAUCAAUAAAGUUACUCCAACAAGACAUGCUGUACUUUUUGACAAGAUUGACAUGUUACGAGUAAUACUGUUACAUGAUCCAACCAAAGGAUACGAAAUAAACAGUAUGGGUGAUCCUCUCCUUGCUGCUGCCGCAUAUCGAGGUCGAAUUAAUGCUGCUCGAGAGCUUCUGAAACACUGUCCUGAUGCUCCUUAUCGCCAAGAAAAUGGUGGGACAUUGCUUCAUAGAGCUGUAUGGGAUAACCAAAUAAAGUUCGUUAAAUUUGUCCUGACGACACCGCUACUUCGCAAACUCAUCAACAUGCAAGACAAGACUGGAAAAACCGCUCUACAUUAUGCAGUCCGGAAGUGUGAUCCGGAACUAGUUAGUAUUUUACUAUCUCACGAGGAUAUAGAUGCGACAGUGCUUGACAACAUCGGUGUUUCAGCGGCUUGGGAACUGAAGUACGUCAUGGAGAGUGCCAAGACUUUAAACUGGAAUGAAGUCUUGAUGCUUAUGCUAAAAGCAGAUGCCCAAAAUGCCACAUCUCUCUAUAAUCUUCACGGGAAAGCCAAGCAACAAGCAAUCGAUGCUGGAAGGAAGGAUGCAAAGUCACUAACUAAGACAUACACAACAAACAUUUCACUAGUGGCCAUUCUCAUAACAACAAUCACCUUUGCUGCUGCUUUCACCCUGCCUGGAGGAUACAGCAGUGUUGAUGGAAGCGAGGGACUUCCGAUCAUGUCUCAGAAGGUUGCAUUUCAAGCAUUCUUGAUCUCUGACACCUUAGCAAUGUGCUCCUCAUUUGCCGUUGCUUUCAUAUGUGUCAUAGCAAGGUGGGAGGAUUAUGAGUUCUUGAUUUAUUACACAUCUUUCACUAAGAAGCUCAUGUGGUUUGCAUACGUGGCAACUACAACGGCUUUUUCAACUGGUUUAUACACGGUGUUAGCGUCUCGGCUCCAUUGGUUGGCCACUGCAAUUUCCGUUCUGGUAGCUUUAUUGCCCAUUCUAACCAAGCUUCUUGGCGAAUGGCCUGUUUUGAAGCUCAGAUUCCGGUUGGGAAAAACUUUCAACUCCGAUCUCUUGGACAUGGUGUGAUCUCAACAAUUUGUCUGAUUGUUCUGAUUUCAGACAAUAUUUUGUAUUUUAUAUGUAAUCAACAUUUUUUUUGGCUAGUCAUUUUGUAUUGCCGACUCGCGGCGAGGAAAUAGUGCACUAGUAUUCUUGUAUACCUUUGAAAUCUCGGACAAAAUAUUAAUUGUGAUAUUAUUCUUAUGAUGC
Messenger RNA from Triticum urartu, 2282 nucleotides. Lineage: Eukaryota; Viridiplantae; Streptophyta; Magnoliopsida; Poales; Poaceae. The record is from RefSeq and is a predicted model, not a curated record.